AUGGCACACCAAAUCAAAGAGAUUAAGGAUAGAUUGGAUAAGGUAGCAACCGAUGGGACUAGAUUUGGUCUUGCAACAACAAGUGUUGAUCCUGGAUUUAUUCUGCAAAGGAGAGAAAUGACUUUCUCUCAUAUAGAUGCUUUGGAUGUUAUAGGAAGGGAGAAUGAUAGGGAAGAAAUUAUUAAGCUUUUAAUGCAACCUCAUCCUCAGGGUGAUGGUGAUGGUGACAAGAGUUUGUGUGUUAUUCCCAUUGUGGGAAUUGGAGGAUUGGGGAAGACCACACUUGCUAAGUUGGUAUUCAAUGAUAAGAGAAUGGAUGAUCUUUUUCAAUUGAAGAUGUGGGUGUGUGUCUCUAAUGAUUUUGACGUUAGAAAAAUAAUUAUUCAAAUCAUCAACUCUACUUCAGAAUCGAUUCCAUCGGCUCCUCUUGCUUACCAAGAGAACAUUAACAACUUAAAUAUUGAGCAGUUACAGUGUCGUCUUCGAAAUAAGCUUUCUAAGCAAAAGUUUUUGCUUGUAUUGGACGAUAUAUGGAAUGACGAUCGUGCAAAAUGGAUUAUAUUAAAAGACUUGUUAAAAGGUGGGACAAUAGGAAGCAAAAUAUAG
Molecule: messenger RNA, 606 nt
Organism: Lathyrus sativus (Indian pea)
Lineage: Eukaryota; Viridiplantae; Streptophyta; Magnoliopsida; Fabales; Fabaceae
Source: the annotation of a GenBank genome assembly